This is a messenger RNA of Anoplophora glabripennis (Asian longhorned beetle), 1690 nucleotides long. Its product is annotated as tRNA modification GTPase GTPBP3, mitochondrial. The transcript has 6 exons. Gene Ontology annotation, cellular component: mitochondrion; cytoplasm. Gene Ontology annotation, molecular function: protein binding; GTP binding; GTPase activity. The record is from RefSeq and is a predicted model, not a curated record. Lineage: Eukaryota; Metazoa; Arthropoda; Insecta; Coleoptera; Cerambycidae. Gene Ontology annotation, biological process: tRNA methylation; tRNA wobble uridine modification. The coding region runs from base 78 to 1607 and encodes 509 amino acids.
UAUGAUGGUUUGCGUUUAUAACCUCACAAAAUGUGUUUUUUGUUAUUAUUUAAAUAAUUAUAAUUCAGAUAAUAAGUAUGUUAAAAUUACCUAAAAUGUUAACUAGUUUUAAUUUCUUAUCAUCAAAUUUAAUCCGAUCAUGCUCUUCUGAUACUAUAUUUGCACUCUCUUCAGGUCAAGGAAAGUGUGGAGUUGCUGUAAUUCGAAUAUCUGGAACAAAUUCAGGGAACGCUCUAAAACUAGUUACAAAUUUGUCAGAUCUCCCAAAACCUAGAACGGCUGUUUUAAGAAGCAUACUACAUCCAAAAACACAUGAAAUUUUGGACAAGGGACUUAUUUUGUGGUUUCCUGGUCCUAAGAGUUUUACAGGAGAAGAUAGUUUCGAAUUACAAGUUCAUGGAGGUUUGGCAGUAAUAAAUGCAGUUUUCGAUGCUUUAAGUUCCAUUCCAAAAUUGCGGCUUGCGGAGCCAGGAGAGUUUACCAAGAGAGCAUUUCAUAAUGCAAAACUAGAUCUUACAGAAGUUGAAGGCUUAGCAGACUUAUUACAAGCAGAAACUGAAAUUCAAAGAAAACAAGCAUUUCUACAAACUCAAGGUUCACUAAGUAAUCUCUACAAUAAGUGGAAAAAAGAACUUAUCAAGUGUGUCGCCAGUGUAGAAGCUCAUAUAGAUUUUGACGAGACUGAUACUUUAGAGCAAAAUCUCAUACAGGAGGUAAUGGAAAUUGUAAGAAAAUUGUGUAAUGAAAUUGAAAAUCAUUUAUCUAAUGGUCAUAAAGGGGAAAUUUUGCGUAAUGGUGUGAAGACGGUGAUUUUAGGCGAACCUAAUGCUGGAAAGAGUAGUCUGCUAAAUAUACUAUGCAAGCGGCCAGCUGCUAUUGUAACUCCUAUUGAAGGAACAACUAGAGACAUCCUAGAAGUUACCUUGAACAUAGGUGGCUACCCUUUAGUGUUAGCGGAUACUGCUGGAUUGAGAUCGCAAACACAAGACGUUGUGGAAAAAGAAGGAAUUAGCAGGGCUUUAAAACUUUAUAAAAAGUCUGAUCUUGUUCUCCUGGUUGUGGAUGCAGAAAAAUACAUAACGUGGAAAACUAAAAAUGUAGAUAAAACACUUAUUACUUAUGUAAAAGAGUACAUUAAAACAUUACACUUAGAUAGUUUACUUAAUGAUUGUAAUACUGAAAAUUUUGAACGCUUAUUUACAAAACAGUGUCUAGUAAUACUAAAUAAGACCGAUUUAAAAAAUGAUGAAAAUUUUAAUGUAAGGGAUGAAGUUGUAGUUCCAGUCUCCUGCAAAACCGAAGAUGGAAUUACUAAUUUAGUGCAAACUAUUUCAAAAAGACUGAAAGUAUUAUGUGGGGAACCUUCACAAGACCAUCCAAGUAUGAACCAACAGAGACACCGGCAGCAUCUGACUGACUGUUUAAAUAGCCUAAAUCUAUUUUUAAAAUACUCUCACUAUACUAAUCAACCCGACAUUUCACCAGAUCUAGUGCUUCUGGCAGAACAUCUAAGAAAAGCAUUAAGGCAUCUGGGAAAAUUAGUAGGUACUGUAACAACAGAUAAUUUACUGGAUAUUAUAUUUAAAGAUUUUUGUAUUGGAAAAUAAAAUGUCUUUUAGAAAUUAAUAUAUUUUUUGUAGUGCCUAUUUUUGUCCAAGUUGUUUCAAAACACCUUCUCUUUAUGAAUUGU